AUGUCUUUCCCGAGUGAGUCCGGACGGGGCCUGGGCUCGCUUCACGCGUCCACGAGCAGGCGUAAUCCGGGUGGCGAUGGCGGAUUGGACCUUGACGUCGGCGAGGCCACCAUCGAUCUGACCCCGCAGGAGCAGAUGCAGUUCAUCCACAACCUCACGAAGGCGAACGCCAACAUGAAGAUGAAGGUGUUUUACGCGGAGAAGCGCAUAGAGGAGCUGACCGUGGCCACCGGACUGGACGAGGAUCAGCUGAAGGGUCUCGACAACAUGGUAAAGAACAACAUCGAGCAGUCCGUGAAGAUCGAGGAGCUCCAGACGGAGGUGAACGAGAGGAACGAAAUCAUCGGCACCUGCAACAAGCACAUCGCGUCGCUGGAGCGCGAGGUGGAGGAACUGCGGCGAAGCGGAGAGCUCACCGCGGCAGAGAGGGAGAGCCAGACCCAGGCCGCAGCCAUCGAGGCCGCCACCGCUGCGGCCACGGUCGCCGAGGUGUUGAAGGAGCUGCAGGAUCUACAGCUGGACCAUUCCUCCCUGAUGGAGCGCGCGGCGAACGCAGAGGCGGAGCUCUCGUCGACACGCGAAAAGGUCAGAGCGCUCGAAGCCGACCUCGCCACCCAAAGGGCGGAAUCGCGCGCCAGCCUUCAGCGUUCCAUGGUCGCGGUGGCGUCCCAGCAGGCGGCCGAAGAAGAGAUCGUGCUCCUCAGGAACCGUCUCAACGCCGCGAUAUACAAGGCGGAUGAGGCGGCGGCGGACCGCGAGGUGGCCCUCGCUCGGGAGGCGGCGGUUCGAGAGGAACUGGGCGCGAGGGAGGCCAUCGCCGCGGGAUCGCUCGAGGCGAAGGUCCAGGCCAUGAUGGACGCCGAGGUGAGGCGCAGGGACGAGCACGCCAGGGCGUUGGAUGCGGCGAGGGCCGAGGUUCUCGCGGCGAGGGAGGAGACGGCGGCGGCGGAACGGGCCACCGAGACAGCGAGGGCCGGUCGGCGUCAGGCAGCCGUGGACGUCGAACGGCUCGAGGCUCAGUGCGCGAGGGAGGUGCAGGCUGCGAACGAAUCCAGGGAGAAGGCGAUGAGGGACGUCCGGUCCGCGAUGGAAGAGAACGAGCGCAAGUUGCAAGAGUCGGCGCGAAACGCCGAAGAUGCCGUCGCCCGCGCUCAGGCACACGCUAAGGAGGAGAUUGAACUGCUCAAAAAGCGUUUCGACGUCGACCUCGCUCAGGCGCGUCAGCGCGCGGAGAGGACCGCUGAUGAGACCGUCAGAAAGGCUCUGGAGCGCUCGGACGAGAAGCUCGCGUUGGCCGUGCAAGCAAAAGAGGCUGCCUCGGCUGUCAACAAGGCCCUAAAGGAAGAGCUUCUGGAGGCGCGCUCAUCGCAGGCUGAGGCUGAGAUGGCUCUGGCCACCGCGAACGCGACUUGCGCUGCGUUGGAGCAGGAAGUGAUGGCCGCUCACACCGCAUCUCCUGUCGACGGCGAAUCUCUUGCGAAGCAUAUCGCGGAUCUCACGGAAAAGGCAAACUAUGCCGCGCUUCUACGGGAUGAAGCUGUGACCGAGCUGGAGCGAGUCACGGAGGCUCUCGUUAAAGAGCGUGGUCGCGCCGCCGAGCUCGACGUGGAGUACGAGAGGUGCGUUGUCGCGGCUGAGGCCCUGCGCGCCGAGGAGCACCGAAUGGGCAUGGAGCACAUGACAAGGUUGGAGGCGCUUCAACAGGCUGAGGAGAAACUGGAUGCCGACAUUAGGGAGUUUGAAGCUAACCGUGCGGAGCAGCAGCGUCGACUGGACGAGCAGCGGGCCCGACUCGAUGACGUCGUUCGACGGACGGAGAUGUUGGAGUCGACAAUCAAGCCUUUGCCGACCGGUGCAGAGGGUCAGGAAGGGCCCGAUCUGGUUGAGAUGCGCGAGCGCCUCAAUGCUGCGGCGACGGCCUUGUCGAUUUCCAAGGAACAUGCCGAUGCGGCGUCCAAGACGCGUGAUGAAGCAGUGGCCGACAUGAAUAAGCUUCGUGAACAGCUCGCCAACACGAAAGCCGCCCUGGAGUCGGCUCGCGCCGAUGCGGACAAGGCUUCGAUUGCCCGCGCCAAGCGGGAGGCUGGAGAGGAGGUGCUUCGUCUGAGGAAUUCGGCAGCUGCAGUCGAGACUGCAUCGCUCAAGGAGCGCAUAUCCGCGCUCGAAGCAGAGGUGGAGACGCUUCAGGGCGACCUCAAGGAAGCUCGUGAGAGCGCCGGAAAGGCUGUCGUGUUGAGGCCCGUGAUUCGGGAGGAUGCACCAGACCUGGUCACGGCGCCUUCAAAAUCAUCCCCUCCCACUGCUCCAGAAAAUGCAUCCGUGAAGGAUCGUGCCCGCUGGUUUCAAGAGAAGGCGAUAGAGAAGACGCCGGGCUCUAAGUCUGUGGUCAGCGAGACCGAAUCCACCGCAUUCUUUACGCCGCAGCGGGGCUUCGACGACGAGGAACACGCAGAACAGCUCGCCGCCCUGAGGAGAACUGUCCAUGAUCUUGAGGCUCAGCUGGCUGAUGCCACCGCAGAGGUCAAAGACCGCGACAGACGUCUCAAAUCCGCCGAGGCGGACCUCGGCGAUACCACCGCGGCGGUCACCGAGCUCGGCGCCCGGGUAGCGAAGAGGGAGCAGGAGCUGGUCGCCAAGCAUAAGCAGCAAGUGAGUGAGCUUGAGCAGGCGCGCGUCGCAGCAGAGAAACUCGUGGAGGCGACGCAGAACAAAGCCAACUCCCGCAUCGAAGAGCUCAUCGAGCAACUUUCGCUGAAGGAAGCCGAGGUUGAGGCUAUGGCGCAGCAGCAGCGGCAGCUCAAGGAACAGUUCACCACGCCACAAAAGGCGGCCAAUCCGCUUUUCACCGGCCAAUCGAUCACCACUUCUGAGAAGAUUGCACCCGCAAUGGUGGCUUUCCAGUCACCCCCGGUGGCAACUCCCGCGUCUUUGCAGACAGAUGUGAUGCUCGAGAAGGGCAUUCUUGAGGCACAGCUCUCUGAAGCCAAGGAUACGAUCCGAAAACUGAAAAUUGAGUCGCAACUUGCGAAGGAUGCCAUGACUGAGGCCCGUUUCAGAGCUGAGUUGGCCAAAUCCUCGCCGGAAAUAUCACGAGUUGCUAGCGACGACAAUAUUGCAAGAAAUGAUGCGGAAUGGAGGGCAAAACUGUCUGAAGUAAAGUCCAAAGCGGCCGCCAUGGAAGUUCGUCUUCGAGAACAGCUGGAUGAAGCGCUUGAAAAUUUGGUUGUCCAGGAGCGCGAAGCCGAGACGAAUCUGCGCAAGCAGCUCACUGCAGCAAGACAGAAGACGGCCGCUCAGGUUGCUGAGGCCGAGGAGGAGUUCGAGACUCGCAUGGCUCAGGCGAACAAGAAGAUCAAGAGGUUAGAGAACGAGUUGAGAGAGACUAAGGCUGAGCUUGAAGCAUCCGGACCUGGUCUGCGGGCAGCUGCCCCAUCACCUGUGCAGGCAGAACCAAAGCCUGCAGAGGAAAUCAGCAAUGAACUCGAGACUGAGCUCAGACACAGCUUAAACAAGGCCGAAGCCCGCAUUUUUGAGCUUACAUCGGAGGUUGAGGUGGCCGAGGAGCGCUCGCGCAAAGCUAAUGAGCUGCUUAUAGUGGAAAACUCGCAGUUGGAGCUCGAUCUGAUUGAGGCUCGCGAGGAACUCUCAUCACUGGAUGAGGAGUGGAAGCUAAAGUUGGCCACCGCAAAUGCAAAGGCAAAGGCAGUGGAAUCUCGACUUCAGUCUCGACUGGCCGAGGCCGAAGACAACGGUAAAGACCUCGUUGAGGCAGAGUGGAAAGAGAAGUUCGCAGCGUUCAAGACCAAGGCAACUGCUGACGAGGCAAUACUUCAGGAACAGCUGGAUGAAGCGAAGGAUACAAUCUUAUCCAUGGAGCAGAACUUCGAGAGAAGGUUCAAGACACAAUUGUCGGCUGCAAAGCAAAAGGCAGCCAUCGAACAAGCCGAGCUCGCGGCUAAGCUCGACGAAGCUGAGAAUAAACUUGCUGCAAUCGACGUUGAGUGGAGGGCAAAAAUGUCCGAGGCCAAGACAACUGCAGCAGCCACCGAAGCAGGUCUCCGCGCUCAGCUUGCCGAGAUUGAGGAAAAUUCUCUCGCUGCGGAGUCUGUGGCAGGUGCCAGUGAGGCGGAAAACAAGCUGAGGGCUGAGCUUGUGAUGGCUCGACAGAAGGCCGCCGUCGAAAUAGUCGACCUAAAGGCUUCCUUGGUGGCCGCUCAAGAGGAAAUAGUUGCCCUGAAGUUUGCCGAACAAAACCACCGAGCCGCGCUGGAGCGAACAGAGCAGCGAAUGCACACUGUUGUCGAUGAAGCUUUACAACGCGCUUCGGAAUCGGAAGAGAUGAUGAAGGCGCAGAUGCAAACUGCUCUCGAUAAGUCAUCUGCGGCUAAGAUCGAUCUUCAGCUUCAGCUCAAGAAGGCGGUGAUGAAGGCAGAAUCAGACGAGGCAGAACACGCAUCCCAGCUGGAAGACCUCGCGUCCAGGCACGCGGCAAAGGAGGCAGAUUUCAAGACCCGCCUUCGAGCCACCGAAGACAGGUUCCAUGCCCAGCUGCAGCUGGCCGAGGAUCAGCUCCAGGCGACGCAGAACGAGUGGCGGGCCAAGCUGUCUGAGGCCAAGUCCAAGGCGGCAGCUGCGGAGGCUCUGCUGAGGUCCCAACUCGCUGCCAAGGAGGAAAACUCCAUGGCUGAUGUCAUAGCAAGGGCCGAGGAAUCCGAGGCCCAGCUCAGGGCGCAACUUCUCGACGUCAAGCAGCAGGCUUCGUCGGAACGAUCCCGACUUGUGACUCAGAUGGCGGAGGUUGAGGAGAAGGUGGGUGCCAUCGAAGCCCAGUGCAGGCUACAGGUUUCGGAUGCCAAGGCGAAAGCAGCGGAGGCGGAGACAAAACUUGCAAAACACAUCGAGGAGGCUCAAGAUGCUAGGGCUGAGAUCAGCACACUUAAGGACGAUCUGGUCAAGGCGGCUGUCCUCGAGGCGAAGCUUAGGGCGCAAAUCGACGAUGAGCAGAAGCAAAACAGAGACUUGAACGCCAAGUUGACCCAUGCACAGACCAGUUCUUCCUCCAGCGAGGGCGAAAUGAAAGCAAAGCUACUUGCCGCAAAGAUGGUUGAAGCUGAGCUCAGAGAUAGCCUGAGUACCGCUCAGAGUCGCGUGAAUCAGCUUGUGCUUCAGGUGGAUACCGCAGAUAGCAGGGCAAGAUCAACUUCCGCCGUCGCCGCAGAUGAGCUCGAAGUCAUGACCAGGAGGGCGAUGGAGGCAGAGGAUUCUGCCGCUGCGGCGAGCGCCAACGUGGAAUCAUUACACUUGGAGCUCAUGGAGCUCAAGAAAACCCACGGUGAUGAAAUUAACGAACUUCACAGACGGCUUCAAGAAGCCAUUGAUAUUGGGGCUGAAGCAGAGACCAAGGUGGAGGAGCCCGGAUCACCGACUCCCGCAGUGUCAAAGAUGGACUCGGAUGUGCUUGCUCAGCUCCUCGAGGCAAGCAUGUCACGUGAGGCUGAUCUGCGCGCCAAGCUCGAGGACUCUGCUGCCGCGAAGGAGGAAAUCGCAAGCUCGACUGAGGCUAGAGAGCUUCGUGCGCAGCUCGAUUCGGUCAGGGAUAUGGUAGCUUCGCUGCAGUUAGGAGUGCAAGCUCGGGACAAGGCAACCACCGAGGCAAUGACCCCGGAUGGAAAGGGAAUUUCGAGGAGCUCGCCUGCGAAGACUCCCGAACUGGCGGCGUCCAGAGCGACCGUUAAUUCGCUCACAUCGCUACUCGAGACCGCAUCCAUCCGUGAGGGUGAGCUUCGCGCGCAGCUCCACUCCGCGAAUCAGCGCGUGCAAGACCUGGAACGCGAGAAGCACGAGCAGGAUCUUGUCGCGCAGACCCAGCUUGAGACUAUCCAGCAACAAUUACAACAACUGCAGCCGCAGAGGGACCAAACACUGGACGAAGAAGCCGCGGCGCAGGUUUCGACCAUGGCGGUCGUCACGGGCCCUGCUCGCGCUCCUCGUGCGUACAACCCGAUGUGGGGCGGCUUCCCUGGUUAUGUCCAUCCCAUGCUCAGUGCCCCAGCUCCUGCCGAAGGCACUGCUGUCGGGGCGUUGGCGGCAGCGCUGGAGGCUGCGGGUGAACGCGAGGGCGAGCUCAAGGUGAAGUUGGCAGAGUCUCAGGCUAGCGCAGCCGCCGCCGCGAUCAAGCUGGCAGACGCCAUCGCCAUCGCUCGUGCCGAGGUUGAGGAUAGUGUCAAGGAGCGCGUGAUGGCACUUGAAACCGAGGUAAGGAAUCUGAGUGCAGAGCUCGAGGAGAAGGCUAAUGCUGCACAAACGUUUAAGGCUUCGCUAAACGAUCUGCAGGACAAGAACGCCAUACUCGAGCAAGAACGCAUGUCAGCGAAGGCGCGUGUGAGAGAGCUAGAAGCUCGAAUGUUGAUCGAUGCGGCAAAUGCAGAGGCAAAACUGAAAAUUGUCCUUGGCGACGUUGAGGCUGCCAAGGCUGAGACUGAGACUGUGAGGGGCGAAGCUAAGCACAAGAUUGAGGCAAACUGGGAUCAGGCUAACCGUUCCGUAGCCAUGGCCCAAGAAGACGCUAAGAAAGACCGUGAUGCUAUCGUGGAGAAGGAGACCGAGCUCAUAGCCGCCAGGGAGUUGAUUGCGGCUUUGGAGCAACGAGAGGCUGAGGUGCUUGAGCGUGUUGCUGCACUUGAAUUGCAGCUUUCAUCCGCUCAGACGCAGCUGAAAUCCACCGAGACGCAGCUGAAAUCCACCGAGACGCAGCUGAAGGAAUCACAGGACAGAGAGAGCAUCGCCACACAGGCUGAUGAGGUUCUUCGUGAGGAUCUGAACAAGGCUGAAGCUCGCGUGACAGCGCUCCUGCAGGAGCUCGAGGCAACCCGUGCUGCUGCGAUGGAAUCCUCUCGCGCGGCAAAGUCGGCAUCUGCCAGAGCUGAGUCAAUGGCCGUCGCCCUCGCGUCGGCUAAAUCGGGCAGUAGCAGCGAUAUGAAGCUCGCGACGGCCGAGGCGCGUGUGACAGCUUUGGAGGUUGAGCUCAGAUGCUAAUAA
Molecule: messenger RNA, 7038 nt
Organism: Micromonas commoda
Lineage: Eukaryota; Viridiplantae; Chlorophyta; Mamiellophyceae; Mamiellales; Mamiellaceae
Exons: 2
Coding region: 1-7035 (2344 amino acids)
Source: RefSeq, a predicted model, not a curated record